AUGUGGAAAACCCAAAAUCCUCGAAGACAGACCUAUGUCAUGUUUGGAGACUAUUUGGAGAACAUUAUCCACCAGGGUUUCUCAAAAAGUUUUUUCUUGGGCAACAAUUGGCAGCUGGUUGCAGAGAUAACAGCAACUUACCUGUUAGUGUUUGUAACUUGUGGGUCUGCUGCACUAAGUGCAAAUGAUGAACACAGAGUUUCAAAACUUGGAGCAUCUAUUGCAGGUGGUCUCAUGGUGACUGUUAUGAUAUACGCAGUUGGCCACAUCUCUGGCGCACACAUGAACCCUGCCGUCACUCUGGCUUUCGCCGCUGUCAGACACUUUCCCUGGAAACAGGUUCCAUUUUAUGCUGCAGCUCAACUAACAGGAGCCAUUUCUGCUGCAUUUACACUGCGUGUACUGUUGCACCCAAUCAAACAUCUAGGCAUUACAUCACCCUCUGGAACAGAUAUUCAGGCUCUGAUCAUGGAGUUGGUAGUAACUUUUUCUAUGAUGUUCAUCGCUUCAGCUGUCGCAACAGAUACCAAAGCAAUAGGAGAGCUAGCAGGUAUAGCAGUUGGUUCUGCAGUAUGCAUAACUUCCAUCUUGGCUGGACCGGUAUCAGGUGGAUCAAUGAAUCUGGCAAGGACCAUAGGUCCUGCAAUAGCUAGCGGCUAUUACAAAGGGGUUUGGGUGUAUGUGCUUGGGCCGGUUUGUGGAACUCUGCAGGGGGCAUGGUCAUACAAUCUGAUCCGAGUGACAAACAAACCAGUUCAGGCAAUUUUACCAGCUUCAUUUUCGUUUAAACUUCACCGAAUGAGGAGCGAUAAUGAGCAGGUUACAGCCAAUGAUCCUCUCAACGUUCUGUAGAAAUGGGUAUAACAAAUCUAGGUGAAUUUCUCAGAGCAGAGUGUGAAGGCCCUCCACUUUGAGAUUAUGUUUUGUAAAUUGACGUGCAGUAAAGCAGCAUUCUGGUAAAACUUUAGAUGUGAUGAAUCAGAGUCUCAGAAUUGCUGAUGAAAACAGUUGUGCCUGAUUACUUUCCAACAUUCAAAAUAGAAAGAGCAAAACCUGUGAAUAUUUGAAAAUUAAAAACAUGAGAAUGGAUGGGACAAUUAUAUAUUCAACUUCAGUAACAACUAAAACCAAAAACAGGACAAGUUCUUGUUAUAGUAUUUACAGAAUUGGCAUAAUAUUAGAACCAACAAAGAAAACAGCAGUUCAAAAGGCCCU
This is a messenger RNA of Camellia sinensis, 1215 nucleotides long. The record is from RefSeq and is a predicted model, not a curated record. NCBI's taxonomy places the organism in Eukaryota, Viridiplantae, Streptophyta, Magnoliopsida, Ericales, Theaceae.